This is a messenger RNA of Lucilia sericata (common green bottle fly), 2729 nucleotides long. RefSeq names its product arrestin domain-containing protein 4-like. The transcript has 4 exons. The annotation marks the transcript as partial. The record is from RefSeq and is a predicted model, not a curated record. Gene Ontology annotation, biological process: protein transport. Lineage: Eukaryota; Metazoa; Arthropoda; Insecta; Diptera; Calliphoridae. Gene Ontology annotation, cellular component: cytoplasm.
UUAACGGUUUUGCAAAAAGUUGAUUUAAAUUUACAUCGUGAUUAUAAGCUAAACAUUUCCGUCGAUGACUCCUAUACACCCUAUACGAGUGGUAAAAUAUUCUACAACGUACAAAUUCCCUUCAGUGCAUACGCACCUGGCCAAACUGUCAAAUACACAUUCCACAUAAAUAAUCAAUCGAAAACUGAUGUAGAUGGUUAUACUUUAGAAUUUUCACAAAAAUUCCUAUGCAUUGCGAAAUCAACGGAUUUGCUGUUGCCUAAGAAAAAAGAAUUCACCGAUGAAAAUAUUAUUUUACGCAUAACAUUUAUUGAACCAUGUAAACGUUUGUCGAGUCGUCUAUGGAAGGGACAAUUUAUUAUACCUUCAGUGCCACCAAGUGAAGUUAAUUGUAAUUUCAUACGUGUUGAAUAUUUAAUGAAGAUUAUAGCUCAUGUUAGUGGUCACAAAGAUUUUCCUAUAAGUAUACCUAUAGUUAUAGGUACUAUACCUUUGCAAGAGAGUUUGAUUCGUCAAAGACCAGCAACUUUGGCGCAAGAUCGUGUUAUGGCUUUGAAAUCGAAUGCCAGUAGUACAACAGAUCUAGCAACAGCUUCAUCGCCAACAGCCUCAACAACAUCAACACCAACCGGAGGUAGUGAUAUUGUUAAACGUCCUCGUUCACCUAGUAGAACUUUAAAGCCACAAAGUAGUAUGACACCGUCCACUUCUGAGUUAUCAAUCGCCUCUUAUGAUAGUUUACUGGAGUUUUAUGAUAAUGAUCAACCUUCAUUCGAAGAGGGUGUACGCAGUGGUUCGCCAUUUAUUGAUAAUGAUGCCGAUGAAAGUCAUCGUAUUGAUGAUUUCAGACCUUUAUAUCCCAUUUACAAGCAAACUAUAGUUUAGAGUCAAUUAGACUGCAAGGAAUGUUAAAUUCACAGUUGCAAUAGCAUUAUGAUAUGGGUUUCUUUCAACAGUCUGGUAGAUUUGAUCAUCUAGUUGCUAAUACUAAUAGUUAGUUUUAUACGGAAUGCUGUGUUGCCAACUUAGUGCUGUGAAUAAAAUUAAAUUGUGCCAUUUUUCUGCUCAAAUCGCUUUCACUUAAUAACAAUUAAGAACACCAAUCGAAAAGGGUUACAAAUAUUUUUAAGGUCCUAAAGCCAAAUAUAUGAGAAAGAUAAUGAUAUUAAUUAAAAGUUUUAAAACUAUAAAUUCUGAUUCUUAGAAUAGAUACAUAGAUUUUAAUUUAGUUAUCUGAUUAAGUGAAAAUUUAUCUAAAAUUGUAAAUCAGUAGUGAGAGAUGAUAUAUAAUUCGAAAAUAAUAGUUAGAAAUUAUAUAAAAUUUUGUAUUAAUUAAUUUAUAUCCUACACCUUUACUGAUCUGUACAAUUUUCCGGAAUGAUCUAAAAUCACUUUCCGAUUUUAGGCAUCUAUUUGAUGUCUUUAUAAAACUGGCGGUUAAAGAUCACAAAACUUUAAUUGCAAUUACUUGCUAUUGUAAUAGAAGUUUUGCCAAUUACAAUUACUUGUAAAUGUAAUUAAAGUUCUACCAAUUACAAUUACUUGUAAUUGUAAUUAAACAAUUUUUAAUAACAAUUACUUGUAAAAGAAUUACCAAUUACAAUUACUUGUAAUUGUGGAUUUUUUACCUUAUAAUUAAAUGUAAUUUGUAAUACCUAAAUUACAAGUAAUUGAUAUUGGUUAUUGCUUAAUUACACAAUUUAAUUACAAAAUUUUCAAUUGCAAUUACUUGUAGAAGAAUUUCCAAUUACAAUUACUUGUAAUUGUGAAUUUUUGUAAUACCUAAAUUACAAGUAAUUGUCAUUAGUUAUUGCUUAAAUACACAUUACUAGUAAUUAUAAUUGACCAUGUAAUGAAUUACUUUGUGUAAUCAUUACCCCCGCCAAGGCUGGUCCAAUGUACAGCGUAAGGUGUUGGAUAUCAUAUUUUCGGUCAUCUCCGACUAAACUUUAAUUAAGUACUUUUGUUCAUAUCUCAAUGUUUUCUCCAAUUUCCCUCUAAAUAAUUAGUAAUAUUUCGAAAAUCUCUGUGUAAUACUUUCUCAGCCUUAUACUAUCUGAUAUAUGCUUAAUAAAAAUUAUAAACUGAAUAUACUUUUUAUGAAGAGAAAAUUAUAAAACUUUUAAUUUAAAUAUAAUUAAAAAUAAGUCGAUGAAAAAGACCAAGAAUUGAUGAUUAAUUUGGCAAAACGAAGUGUGGUGAGAGAUCGCCACUGCCCUUUCUUCAAUUUAUCGGCGAUUUUCCUUAAUGGUAGAGUGUGUUGGAGUUUACUCUAAAAUAUGCUUUACUUAUCACAGUGGGUCUUUUUGGCCACUGAAAUAAGACUUGUCAAUUAAAAUGAUUCCUGUUUGGGACUACCAACAAUGUCCACGGGGAAAUGACAUAUCUGAUGAAUCCUCAACCAAAGGGUUAAACCCAGACUUAACCCUUGCACAAAGGGAUAUUCAUACUCCCCUGGUGACCCUAUCAAAAUUGAUAGAUGACUAGGCUUUGAGUGAGAUGGAACUCAGGUGGUCAAAUAUCAUCACCACUUGUAGAAUAUCUAGACUGCUCAGGCCCACUCUGACAACGGUUAAGACUAGGACCCUCUUGCCUCUUAGUAACUAUAUUCAAUCAUUGGUACAACUCACACAAUAUCAAGUUGACUUCAUAUGGAUUCCGGGACAUGUGGGCAUCCGGGGAAAUUAAAUAUCUGAUGAAUGCGCAACCAAAGGGUUGACCCCAGACUU